This is a messenger RNA of Trichomonas vaginalis G3, 1281 nucleotides long. RefSeq names its product amino acid transmembrane transporter protein. The transcript has a single exon. The record is from RefSeq and is a predicted model, not a curated record. Lineage: Eukaryota; Parabasalia; Trichomonadida; Trichomonadidae. The coding region runs from base 1 to 1281 and encodes 426 amino acids. Gene Ontology annotation, molecular function: amino acid transmembrane transporter activity. Gene Ontology annotation, biological process: amino acid transmembrane transport.
AUGAAUGAUCAUGAUGAAGAUGUUUCUUUAUUCACCGAAGCAAAUUCGGUGGCUACCACAAAUAAUAAGGCUCCUCAAUACACAGGAGUUAUCGCAACGAGUUUAAAUCUUCUUAAUUCCACUCUCGGCGCUGGAAUUUUAUCAAUCUCAAACUCGUUUGGAUUUUGUGGCUUAGUUCCGUCAACAGCCAUAUUAACAGCAUCAGCUGUUCUAUCUUUUAUCUCAGCUUCAAUGGUAGUUAAAAUGCACACAAUAUCAGGAAUCAAUUCAUUUGCAAUUAUUGCAAAAACAACACUUGGAAAGCCAGGAAAGCUCAUUUCAGAUGCUUCUCUUAUCUUAUUUUGCUACAGUUGCAUGGUUGCAUAUGUAAUCAUGGGAACGGAGAUCAUCCAGUCAUGGGCAAUGGCUGUACACAUUGAUUUGCACUCAUUUGGAAAGAGAGCACUCACUGUUAUAUGCUAUGCCUUCGGUUUACCUAUAUUACUAACUGUUCCUAGGAAUAUGACUUUCCUAAGCUAUAUUUCAUUCUCGUGUUUCAUUGCCUUAUCAAUGUUCUUCUUCGGCAUGAUAUACAAAGGCUUCACUGUCCUUCCAAAAACUGGAAUUGAUCCAACCGCCGAAACAGCAACGUUUAACUUACAUAUAUUCAACGCUUUAGCUGUACAUGUUCUCUGUUAUUCUCUUUCUGGUAUUAUCAUCCCAAUUGUCAAAGUUAUGGCUCCAUCUUUACAUCUCCGAAAUGUUUCAUGCGGAAUUUCAUUCUUUGCAUCAUACAUGUUCGUAUUGAUACCAGCCGUAAUCGGAUACCUCCUUUUCGGACAAAAAUGCGAACCAUUAAUUUUGAAUAAUUUCGAAGACAGCGAUCCAUUGUUUGUCAUCAUCCGUAUUGCUUGUUUCAUUGUUCUUGUAUCCAGUUAUCCGAUGAUUGGCCUCUCAUUGCUCACAAUGUACUCCCAAAUCUUUUUCGGAACUGAGGAACAACAAAAUUUGCCAUUCGCCAAAAGAUUGGUUUGCCUGGCUUUGGAGAACGCUCCUCCACUCCUUGUAGCUCUGUUCCUGCCUAACGCAAGGCCUGCACUUGCAAUUGGCGGAGCUCUCGGAGGAGGAGUUACAAAUUACUGCCUUCCUCCUUUGAUGUACAUCAAACUCUACCAAACUAAGUUCUCUAACUACAAGACGUGGUUGAUGAUCACUUUCUCUGUCGUCGGAGUCAUUAUGUGCGGAAUUGCAACUUAUGAAGCGGUACUUGAUGCAAUUGACGCUUUCUCUCACAAAAUAUAG